AUGUAUAAACCCUAUAAAACGAGGCGGUUUGGAGGGCUGAGCAGAGUGCUACUGAAGGGGAGAGACGGCAUCAGCCUAAGGAGGAGGGCUGGGGAACACCACCGAAACAGCACCGCCAGCCACACGGACCCAGCCCCUACACAUUCCCCUUCAGUACCCAGGACAGAGUGCGGAUCGAGCAGCCGAGGAAUUCAGCACCUAGGAGAACUCCCAGCGCCGGGCGGACUUCCCAGGAGAAAGGACCAUCUCCCUGCCUCGUCCAGCAUGAUGGAACAUAGAAGCAGCUCCCAGCUUCUUCUGUCCUUCACACUCUUCAGUGUUCUCUGCUCGCCAGCACUGGCAUUACCUCCUUUGGGGACAUAUUCAGCUAUGAGUAGGUUGGGAAACAGAAUGCCAUUUGAUGGAGCAAGUGAACCUGAUCAAGCCCAAGGUUCAUUAAAACCUGAAACUGACAUUUUGCAAAAUGCACUACCAGAAAAUGACAAAUUCUAUCUUGACAUGUCCAGAGCUAUGGAUAGGAAUGCAAGACAUGCUGAUGGACUUUUCACCAGUGGCUACAGCAAACUUUUGGGUCAACUUUCUGCAAGGAGAUAUCUGGAAUCACUUAUUGGAAAACGGGUUAGCAACAACCUCCUGGACGAACAGAUGCCUGUCAAACGUCACUCUGAUGCCGUCUUCACUGACAACUACAGCCGAUUUCGAAAGCAAAUGGCCGUGAAGAAAUAUUUAAACUCAGUUUUAACUGGAAAAAGAAGCCAAGAAGAGCUAAACCCUGCCAGCCUUCGAGAUGAAGCAGAAUUGCUUGAACCCUCCUUUUCCGAAACCUAUGAUGAUGUUACAGUAGAUGAGCUGCUGAACCGCCUCCCAUUGAUAAUAGAAGAAAAUGCAUUUUCCCAAACAUAA
This is a messenger RNA of Emys orbicularis (European pond turtle), 903 nucleotides long. It is a transcript of the gene VIP, whose product is annotated as vasoactive intestinal peptide. The coding region runs from base 1 to 903 and encodes 300 amino acids. The record is from RefSeq and is a predicted model, not a curated record. Gene Ontology annotation, cellular component: neuron projection; extracellular region. Gene Ontology annotation, biological process: positive regulation of endothelial cell proliferation; positive regulation of protein catabolic process; regulation of protein localization. The transcript has 7 exons. NCBI's taxonomy places the organism in Eukaryota, Metazoa, Chordata, Testudines, Emydidae. Gene Ontology annotation, molecular function: neuropeptide hormone activity; peptide hormone receptor binding.